Messenger RNA from Geodia barretti, 1258 nucleotides. NCBI's taxonomy places the organism in Eukaryota, Metazoa, Porifera, Demospongiae, Tetractinellida, Geodiidae. The record is from the annotation of a GenBank genome assembly.
CUGCCUGGACCGAUACAUUCCUUGCCCAUAAAAGUUGCACCACUGAAAUGGGGUUUCUUGCCUGCAGCAGAGAAGAGUUUGUAAACAAGAACUUCCGUGCAAUAGAGGUAUAAAGGCGUGUGAAAUUCCGACGUCCACACAACAAUCUCGACAGGAUUUUCCACAACUGAUCGUCGUUCUCAACUUUGGAAAAGAAAUAAUACCAUGCAGAAUAUCAUAGUAAUCGCAACAGUCUGGUGCGCACUGGCGCUCCACUUCUGCAUUUCUGCACCCGCAACGACCGGCUGGGACGACGCUACAACAACCAUAACGGACCAUCGGCAGUACCGUAGCUACGAAGAUUACGUUUACGGAGAAGGUGACGAAGGCGGGAUUGUGGAAAACGCUCCAAACGACUCGUCCUCUACGAUUAGCUCCCACCUCAUCUUGAGCGCUGCAACGGGACAAUUCGUGGCCAUCACAAAGAGUGGAAGAGUCUCGGGCAAUAACCCCAUAGAUCGGCUCGUCAGCCAGUUCUACAUUCACCGCCACGUGCACAACGGCAGAGAGCGCCUGGCCAUAAAGUCGGUGAGAUACAGCGACAGAAACUGGUACCUUACGAUCAAUUCGAGAGGGAAAUUUCGUGGAGAUAUUCCAAUGAAUGGAAACGAGGUGUUCGAAGUGGAGCCCGUUUCCAACGGGGGUUACUUUGCUCUAAGAGCCGUCUACCCGCAGAACAUGACACACCAAAUGAGCAACACGAUGCAGAAUGGCUCAAAAGAGAGCGAAAACUCUACAGCCUCAGGUUCCGGGGUGGGAUCGGGUGCAGAAUACGAAUCGAGACCCGAGAAUGGAAAUGUAACCAUGACACAUCAUCAAGAGGGGUCUGAUGCCAGCAACAUAGCUGCACCUCAACCCAAGUGCUACCUCGGAUUUUCUUCAGAUGACGCCAGACCGUCUUGCUAUGAUUCUAGCAAUUACGUUGAAGUACACUUACAGUUCAGAGGUGCCGUUCCAGCAAAUAAGUGACUAUUAUAUUCCCUAUUUCAGAGCUAUACUAUCACACGAAACUCCAUUAGAGCAGAGCCAAUCUACUUGUUCACAGUCAUUAUUUUGAUUUAGAGAGAUGGCAUAUAUUUUGCAGUUUUUAUUGUUUCUCAUUUUGUAGCUGUGCAGGGCGCAGGAUAACCAACAGUAUAUCACUUUGACCAUGACACAAAAUAUUUUCAUGUCAAAUAUUAUAUUUUUCAUGCAUCAUGAAUAUUUUUUACUCUGCAUC